UGGUUGCACUGACUUUGGAGUCAGCCUUCAGCUGCGGAGGGGCUUGGCGGGGACCAGCUGAGAAAGUUGCGCUGAGGGAGGCGGGGUUGAGGUGGGCCCAGCCGGGUGCGGGGAAGACGUCCUGACUCCCAGUGUGUCCCAGCAGUUCCGGUGGUUCCGAAUUGAAGACCCAACUUCUCCUCACACAUUGGAUUAUGCCCAAGGCUUUUCUACCCAAUGAUUCUCUUGCAACACGCCGGGCUUCCUCUGCCUAAGCGGCCCGCAUCCUCUCUUCCUAUGUCAGUGGCCGCCAGGUCUACAGGAACCUUGCAGCAUUCGCCGCAGAAGCCUUUUGGGCAGGAGGCUUCCUUACCUCUGGCAGGGGAAGAAGAAUUACCGAAGGGAGGGGAGCAAGACUCUGCCCUGGAGGAGCUGUGUAAGCCCCUAUACUGCAAACUCUGCAAUGUCACCUUGAACUCAGCACAGCAAGCCCAGGCUCAUUAUCAGGGUAAAAAUCAUGGUAAGAAACUCAGAAAUUACUAUGCAGCGAACAGCUGUCCUCCUCCUGCCAGAAUGAGCAACGCGGUAGAACCUGUGGCCACCCCAGCCGUUCCUGUCCCUCCACAGAUGGGCUCCUUUAAGCCAGGAGGCAGAGUGAUCCUGGCCACGGAGAACGAUUAUUGCAAGCUCUGCGAUGCCUCCUUCAGUUCUCCCGCAGUGGCUCAGGCUCACUAUCAAGGGAAGAAUCACGCCAAGAGGCUGCGGCUGGCGGAAGCUCAGAGUAACUCAUUCUCGGAGUCUUCAGAGGCAGGUCAGCGGCGGACCCGGAAAGAAGGGAAUGAAUAUAAAAUGAUGCCUAAUAGGAGAAAUAUGUAUACAGUACAGAAUAAUUCAGGAGGUCCGUACUUCAAUCGUCGCUCUCGGCAGAGAAUUCCCCGUGAUCUGGCCAUGUGCGUCACUCCGAGUGGCCAGUUUUACUGCUCCAUGUGUAACGUUGGGGCUGGCGAAGAGGUGGAGUUCCGGCAUCAUUUAGAGAGCAAGCAACAUAAAAGCAAGGUGUCUGAACAGCGGUAUAGGAAUGAGAUGGAGAAUCUGGGCUAUGUAUAGUGAUCGUUGUAUUCCAGUAGAGCAGCUCAUCCUGCCUGUCGUUUGCCUUCUGUCAAUAUGCCCUGCUUUGUGGUCCUUUUGAUAUGAGUACAUUCCUCUGCUUAAUGUUAACACAUGUAACCUGCAGUGGUGCGGUGAGAUGUCAAAACUGGGGAAGGACGAGAACAUGCUUCUUAGGUCAUGAUGCUUCUUCAGGUUAGUUGUGUUGAGUUACUUAGACCAUGUGACCUCUCCACCCCGUGAGAAAUAAUGGUUUAUCUUGACCAUCUGGUCAGUUAGUAGCUGACCACUUAGAGCUUUAACUAUUUAACAGGCUCAUCUUCUUUUGCAAUUUUAGUUUUAUGAACUCUUAAAUAAAAGGUUUUUAUGAGUUCUUCAGAUCACAGUGAAAACAGGUAAGCAGAGAUUUCAGUUUCCCAAGGCUUCUUUGGAACCACCACCUGUACUCAGUGUCUUGGUGGUGGGGUCUUCUCCGGGACAUUUCCCCCUUUAUCAUGUCUUCCCAUUAUCGAGAUGAAGGUUUUCUUGGACUCAGACACUUUUGAUGGGGACUUGCAAACAGUAAAACUUAAUUUCCAGUUAUGGAUUUCACAUAUUUAAAUUCCACCUUCUUUCCUCUCCACGCCCUCCCCACCCAGCUGAAUUAGCUUGUCUGAUAAGCUUAUUUUCAUGCCCCAGCUGUGUUGUGGAAUUUCCAAGCCCCACAUUUGAAUAUCCAAUGAAUCGAAGAUAGAUACGAUAUUUUUUUAAAAAAUAUUUUUCAGCUGGUUUUAGAAAAUGUAAAGAUGUGUUUGAUUUUUCAAUUUAGAGUUACUUCAUUGAUAAUGACUUGUUACUUACAUGAUGGUCUCAAUCAUAAGUUUAGAUCUCUGGAUAUUUGGUUUGGCAGACUUUGGAGAUAAAACAAUCCUUUCAUUGAACUCAUAUUCAUCUCUUGUUGGUUUGCUGGUUGUUCUGAAAAAUACCGUUACCUGACUUUGAUAGAUAGAGAGGAAUUUUUAAAAAGUUAAUCAAAUUUCAGUAUUAUCAUUUCUAGCAGAAAAAUACAUGAACUUUGAUUUCAUUCUUUCUAACUCAGCUUUCUUGAAGAUAAUAGAAAUAGCAAAAUAUGUUAUAGAUUACUUGAUAUUUGAUAAUGACAACAGUAUUAUUAGUUUUGUAUUUUGUUUUUAGAAUAAAGCUCUAGUGUAUGUCUAGAUUAACUAAUGGAAUACUCUAUGAACUUUCAUUAACUGUACUUUAUCUACUUAUAUUUACAUGGAUAAGACCGUGCUCAUCCAUCCUUCUUUUGAAAGGCCACAUAGAAGUUUAUAUUGAGAAGUAUCUUUGCACUGUGGUCAAUUCACACUUGAUUGCUUAUAUUACUAAUUAAAAAAAAUAACCAAACUCCUAAUUUUUUCUUGAGAAUUCUAUAUGCAAAGAAAUGGGGAGAAGGAAAAUUACAAUCAUCAUUUCUUUCCUUUAAUACUUCCAAAUAAUUUUUGAACGAUCUAGACCCAUAUUUAAAUUUUAGUUUUAUGAUUAACCUCUGGUACAAUAUCAAAUCAUUCUUCUGUUGAAGAGAUGGUUUUUGAAAGGAAGAAUUAUUUAAUUUUUUUCCCCCAGAAACAGAAGAAUGAGUUAAUGUUUGGUUGAGAUUCUAUCCAGACCCGUAACUCUUAGUAUAAUAAUGCUUUGUGCAGUUAUCUGUAAAAUAGAGUUGAUUAGUUUAGGGCAAUUUAGAGCUUAGUUUAUUGGUCAGUAGGUUAUUCAUUUUGCUGCUAAGUAAUUAUUUGGUAGAUUUUAAUAUUACAGUGCUGGCCACUAGGUUCUGUGAUUAUUUAAAAAUCCCAUCUUCCCUUCUUUUUGUAUGUGUAUUUAUACACACACACAUAAAACUAUAGAUAAAUACUUUUAUGUGACAUCAUAGAGAAGAUUUCAUUGAAUUCUUAUUUCAGGUAACAGUAAACAAUUGUGGAUAAGAAUUUGUAUUUUGUAAAAGUGACAUUCAUCCAUUUUCAUUUUUUUCCUUUGCAAAUAAAAUAAAAUUAAAGGAAGGGUUUUUCUUAUUUUUCCCACUUAAUUUCAAUAUAUAUACAAAGAGGAGUGGAUUUAAGGCCUUGAUGUUUUUCCUGGCCUUGUGUAUUCAGGUUUCCAGUAUCCCAGUGCCCUUAAUGGACUUUGUGAAUGCAUAAACACAUUUUCUUUUAAAGAAAAAAAAGAUUUAUAGUGUUAUUUCUUACUUGCCAUAUUUCUUUGCACUAAAAAAGAGCUACGUGUUUGUUUUAUAUGACACUUUAGAUACCAUAUUGCCUAUUCUGUUUACUCCUUAAUUUCUAAACUCUGGGAAGUUGGUGAAUAACUUCUGUGAUCACUUAUAGAAGUGACAUACACAUCUCCUCUAAAAAGCCCCUACAAGUCUCUGUGACAGUGGUGUGCUCUGGGUUUGUUGCUUCAUAAUGUUCUGUGUUCCACAGGUGAAAAAAAGGGUGACAGAAGCUGUCAGAAAGGAAAUGCCUAAAAGUACAUCUCUGCAUAGUACGGUAUCUCAUGUCAUGCAUUCCUAGUAGACAGUGUUUUUCCGGGUCAGAGAAGGUGGUUGUUACUGCUGCAGUCAGUGAUACGUGCUCUCCAUUGAUUUCAUUUUGUGUGCCCUAGCGUUUGUACCCUGAGCUCCCCAGGGUCCCGUUAGUAUCUUUUACAGGCGGUAGACAAGGACAGACCGAGGCCUAAACAGAGGAAAACCUGUGGUCAGGUAAAUUAAGUAGAUUUCAGUAAUCAUCUGCAAGAAAGACCUCAUGGCAUCAAAGUCUCUUUUCUCUGUGAAUAUCUUUGUUUAAGUUGUCUUUUGAAGUCAAUGUUAGAAGAUGAGAGUUAGAAACUCUAUACUAAGAGACUGAGGGCAAGAAGUUGUAAGGAAAAAGUCCAUGUUCCAAUUAAAAGAUUGGAUUGCACUUGCCUUUGAAGUAUCUUUUUUCUUCCCCAAAAGUUGAGCUACAAAAUUGUGUGUGCCAUGUAACCUUAUGACUCCACUUGGAACAGGAAAUACUUUGUUGGUCUUUGUGUACCACACGCUGCAACGUGUACAUAUGUGCAUGGGUUUACUACAUUUGUUGGCCUGUCUCUCACUGCACUGAAAUCUGCAAGUGAAUACUUUUUUUUAAUACCAUCCAUUUUGAAAAAGUUCCUUCUCCAACUCCUCACUAUUUUUCCCUUUUAAUGUGUUGAUACACUUAGAAAACCAUUUAGGUUUUAGAAACCCUGAGAUUGAGUGGAGAAUUGUGCCUGAGAUCAUCCUUAUGUCCCUCUGACUUGAACAACUAAAGGAAGCAUGAGAUUUUCCAUUUAUUUUGCAGGGCUGUUCUGUGACACUGGUAAUACUCGCUAUAGCUGCCUAGCCACACUUUGAACAAGGAUAAAGUGUGUAUAUAUAUAAAUCUUCCUCUGUAGAUAGAUUUUAAGGAUUAGCUGUGGGAUUAUGAUUCCUUCACUCUUGGCUUGGCUGGAAUGAUGAGCAGUGACAGUUUGAGGACUGCCCAGUGACCUGUGGAAAGUGAGUUUGCUUAUGCCAGGGGAGACAUGUAAUUGUCCCUCUUGGCACUUCUGCAGAGCGGCCCAGGCACAGUGGGUUUGGAGCCUAAUCUGUUUUGUUUCCUUAGUCUCAGAACUUAGGCUGUAAAUACUCUGUGAAGAACUUGGUGAGGCACGUAAGGACAGUAGAGCGGCUUUCAAAAUAAAGAAAUGUUCUGUCAGUGAAUUUGCCAAUGUAGGCAGAAGUUUAAUACAGGCUGUUGAAGAGAUGUUUAAAAAUAUUCUACCUUACCAACUUUUUUUUAUCAGCCAAAUCACUAUUCAGGAGUUUCAUACAUAGUAGCAUUUUGUUGUUGCCUUUAGGUUUUUGGUUGUUAUCGUUGUUUUUUUUUUACUAUUGUGAGUGAUUGAUUACCAGCAAACUAACAGGAUGGACAAAGAGUUGUGUAAAUAGCUUCCCAUAUGACAUUACUUCGGAUAGCUUUUUUGACUUUUUCUUUCCAUUAUAAAUGGGGGGAUCAUUUGUAAACUCCCUUUCUGGAUAGGUACCAAAAAAAAAUACUGGCUUAUGGUCCCAUGCGACCUUGUCUCCAUUAAGCCCAGACUAUGAGUGCCUUUAGCAAGUUUUAGCAUUUCACUGAGAGAAGAGAUGAUAGAAUUAUUACCAUUAAUCACAGUUCAUUAAACACAGGAGCUUGGAAUAGCAAAGGUCUAUAUGAAUUCUGUGUUCUACAUUUUUUUUAAUGUGGGCUCAAUUUGAUAGUGAAACUGUUACCUCUACUGGUCAGAAACCACACACCCUGAAGAUGAAUUCAGUGUCCUAGGGUGGCAGCGGUCAUAGAGUACUUUCCACCUUUAACUACAUUACAUUUACAUUAGGUGAAUGGUGGUGUGUGGAUUGGGAAGAGCUUGACACUGAAUUUGGGAAAACUUCGUCCCGUGUUCUUUUUCAAACUCAGUCUCUGUAAAGGGGAGGGAACUGUGUGUUGCAGAUGAAGUGGGGGAAGAGAUGGUCAUGCACAAUAAAUACUAAUUGUGUUACUUUGUCUCCACAUCAAAAAAAGCACCUUCACAAACCAGGCCUGAGGCCUUCUACAACAAAAUUUUUCCUAUUUCAAAUAAUUUUUAAAAUUCCAAAUUGCUGAGUACUUUGAACCUUUAAAACACACUACUAAAUUAAUUUCAUUGUAGAAAUUUAACAUUUUAUUGUGAAAAUUUUCAAACAUCAGAGCUGAAAACAUUUUACAAUAUACCCACUACUGGAUUCUAUAGUCAAUAUUUUAUUGUACUACUACAUAUCUGUCCAUCCCGUCUAUUCACCCCUCAGUCCACAGUUUAUUUUAAAUACAUACUUCAGUGUAAAUUUCAGACAAUACAUUUCCCUUAAACACUUCAGCAUAGGUAUCAUUAACUAGAAUUUUAUACUUGUUUAAAUAUCAGUAUCUUUUUAAAGGUAGUGUCUCAGUCAUAAAUGUAAAUCAUGUGUUUAUUGAACUCAUGAAGUUGAUAACCUGAGCCAAUGAACAUACACUUUUUCUCCCGUGGACUUCAGCCUUCUUCCAGUUUCUAUGUUUGUAUGUGCUUAGAAUGAGGGAAGACAACACUUCAAACUGAAGUCUUCUUGUGUUGGACAUUUUAAAUGCUUAGUUGUCAUGUAUUUUAAAGUUUCAUGAUAAGAUUUCUCCCUUAUCCCUCUUGCUACGAUGUAUUUUUGCUGAACUAUGCAGCUUUAAAAGAUUGUGAGUUCCUGAUUGGGGUUGGGGAAGUCAGCUUAUACCUCAUUUCCACCUGAUGCUGCUUCUGUCGUCACAUUUCCUUCAUACUUUCGCCCAUUCUGCCAGAAAGUGCAGACUCAAACCAUAGAUGAUUAGCUGUUUUGAAAACUCUAGAAGAGCAGAUUAAGUGGUUUAGAAAGUUAAAACUAUGAAUUUAUAUAAAGCCUCUGAGUUUCCCGAGAAUGGAAUCGCCCAGGCUUCUUCUAGCCAUAAUGAGCAGGAUCAGAAGUGAUUGCACUGCACAGUGAGUUGUUGAAAUUGUGAGCCUUAGUAACAUCUUUAGCUUCAUUCUAGUACUGUCUGGAAAAAAUUUUUUGACAUAUGUCUUCAUUACACCAUUUUUUUUGGUGUGUGGGAAAAAUGGUAGGUGACUUGUUCCAGGGUACCAAGGUGGAAUGGGUAGGUUGGAAUUGAAACUUCAAUGUUCUUGAUUCAUAUUCUUGUGCUAGUUUGGUAAGAUUUAUGGCUUCUAAAUAACACUUCCUUUGGGGCCCUUAAGAUGAAAAUAUGUAUUUUUACUAAUUAGACUUUAUAUUUAGGCGUUCCAUGACUUUUUGAACUUAAAGAUCUUUUCAUGGUUAUAUUCCCUCAUUAUAACCAUGCAGUGAAAUUGCUAAAAAAUAUCACUUUACUGUUGAAUACUAACUAAUGCAGGUUUUAUCAGAUUUAUUUUUGCAUUUCAAUGACUUUCAUGAUUCAUUCAUAACUCUUUCUAUGUAAGUGCUUAAGCGACCCCCUCACUAGUGAAAAUGAAUGUUCUCUAUCACUGAUUAUAUGUAUAUUCUCUACAUGAUCUAUUUUUUAAAGGAAAAGUAACCCCAAUGUGUCAGAAUGAAUGAAUAUUAUCCUAGGGCAAAGAACAUACAACGUUUAUUUCUACUCUGCAAAUCUGGCAUUCGCAGGAAGAAAACUCCGAGUGGCUGGUCAUUGUUUGCCUUCUUUUGCUACUUGAGCCUUUCUGUGGUUUUGUAAAUUCGUGAGUCAUCUUAUGAGAAUUUCGUGUUGAUUCUGUGUUAAUUGGUGUUCACUUUGUGGUAUCCUUGGCUGCCCACAGCAGUUUAAUUUGGGUAUGGUGUGUCUGCUUUGAAAUGCCUUACUAGAGUAUGUCAGACUCUGCUCCACAGCAUUCCAUGUAUCUGCUAGGGCAGUACAUUGCCUCUCUUGGAUGUAUGCUCUUAGAUCCAGAAGCAAAAACGACUUUGCUUUCACUGUUAAGGUUGCAUUUUAGUGCCGUUAUUAUUUUAAAUUAGAGAACAAAGUCAUGGGAAACCAGUGGAGACUGUAGAAUCCUUAGUUUAAGGGCAUGGCAAGCUUGUAAAACAGUUUUUGCUAUUUCAUGAGAACAGUGUCUCUGGUAAAGGAUAUAACUAAAAAAAAAACAUGCCAGCCAGAACUGUGUGAAAUUGGAGUUGUUUCCUAAAAUUAUUUCUAAAUGUCCUGCAGGGGUUUAACAUCUGUGUAUGCUGUUGGGGCUAAGUGCCAGUCUCUACUUCGGAAAUGUUUCUGUUUUGGGGCUACAGAAAUGACAAAAAAAUGUCAUGGGGUUUAAACCAAUCAACUGUGAAUUGUGAAAUUGAAAAUUGCUCCUUUGGUUUUGUUUUCUUCUGUAUAUUGAAUAUAGAAAUCAAAAAGUUAUUUAAAAUUUAUACUGCUUAUGUUGAUGGCUCAUUUUGGCUGUGUAUCCUCACUAUGUACUGAUUUCUGAUAAAGGCUUGACAUUGUUAUAACAGGCAUUUUGUGUUCAAUUUAAUAAAACAGUUUCCAAGUCUUGUCCACAGAUUGUUUGGUUAUGAGUUGGAGGUCAAGGAAACAGGCACAUUGUCAGCACGGAGGUGUUAGUUUUAAUGCCUGUGGUUGAUGGCGGUGGGUUCACCAUUCAUCAGUCUGCACCUAAUCCGUCACGGACUCCCAGAGCUCACUUGGAGUACUGUCAGGUCUUGCGCUUGCAGUAGAAAUUAACCCAGCUGCCCCACCUCCCUGGAGUUAGCCUGGGACUGGAGGGAGUUCUUAAUUCUAUUGAUAUAUUUUAAAAUUUUUCCCUUCAAAUUCUGAGAAAAAUUGAGCUUAGCGCAAUCAUAAC
Molecule: messenger RNA, 8451 nt
Organism: Artibeus jamaicensis (Jamaican fruit-eating bat)
Lineage: Eukaryota; Metazoa; Chordata; Mammalia; Chiroptera; Phyllostomidae
Gene: ZMAT3
Product: zinc finger matrin-type 3
Exons: 6
Coding region: 217-1086 (289 amino acids)
Molecular function (GO): nucleic acid binding; zinc ion binding
Source: RefSeq, a predicted model, not a curated record